Messenger RNA from Porites lobata, 396 nucleotides. The record is from the annotation of a GenBank genome assembly. Lineage: Eukaryota; Metazoa; Cnidaria; Anthozoa; Scleractinia; Poritidae.
AUGGCUGGAACUGCAACUACACUGAAAACUGCAACACAAGAAAUGCCACUCAACAUCUAUUCAAUCUUCGUUGGCCCUCCAACAACUGGAAAAUCACAAGCAAUCAAGGAAUGCGCUAUAUCACCCAUGGCCAGUGUAACGGCAGAAGCAGAUUCUGCAAGCCCUGUAAUCCAGAAAUAUACCUCGUCGAGACUGAUAAAAACAGUCGCAGACAACAACAGAGGGUUCCUUUUGUCAGCCGAGAUUUACGACGUCCUGUUCAAAUUGCUAAAGUCUGACGAAGAAAAUGCCACUGGCGAUGUACAAGCGCUAUGUCAACUGUUCUCUGGAGAAGAGGCCUCCUACCGCUAUGCCACUGAAAAAACGCGGGAAAUAGCAGCAAACACGCCAUCUUAG